Messenger RNA from Maniola jurtina (meadow brown), 1450 nucleotides. RefSeq names its product ejaculatory bulb-specific protein 3-like. Lineage: Eukaryota; Metazoa; Arthropoda; Insecta; Lepidoptera; Nymphalidae. The record is from RefSeq and is a predicted model, not a curated record. The transcript is spliced from 3 exons. The coding region runs from base 100 to 465 and encodes 121 amino acids.
AAGGUGGUGGUUUAGUAGUCGUCAAUAUAAAAGCACUGUCGCUUUCUGCGGCGGCUAGUUCUUUGGGUCCUAUAGAGAGUAAAAGAAUAAAUAGGCACCAUGAAGUCUUGUAUUGUUUUGAUUUGCCUGGUCUUGUCGGUGUACGCCGCGGACAAGUACAACUCAAAAUAUGAUAACUUUGACGUGGACACCUUGAUUGGAAACGAUAGAUUGCUCAAAUCGUACGUCAACUGCUUCUUAGAUAAAGGCAGGUGCACUGCUGAAGGAAACGAUUUCAAAAAAGCCCUCCCAGAGGCUGUGGAAACGAUUUGUGGAAAAUGCACUGACAAACAGAAGCUAAACAUCAGGAAGGUAAUCAAAGCAAUCCAGCAGAAGUACCCCAAGCAAUGGGAGGAUCUUGUGAAGAAAAAUGACCCUACUGGCAAACAUCGCGCCGGCUUCGAGAAGUUCAUUCAAGGAAGCUAAAUCAAUACUCUAUUUGAGGAGCUGACGAACAAAAGCAGAUAGUUACAUUUUACAGAGGCGAAUGAAACAGCAUCAAUUCACUGUCGGUGUUUUUUUCCAUACAUUACUUAAGAAUUAUUUCAAGAGAACUGGUAAACAUCUGACGACAGGAUAACAAUGAAAAUUGUUAAAGAAAACUUUUGCCAGGAGGUACAUUGCUGUUUGAGAUAUAUGGAAAUAAAACAUAGAAGAGUUUGAGAUAAAAAAACGGCAGAACGUUGAUGAUGAUAAUAACUGUUUUGUUCAAUAAUGUACCUAUCAGAGCUUUAUAGUUGGGUACUUUGAGAGCCAAAACGAGCUUUAAAGUACACAAAUCUACUUUUGUUUGCCAACUACUCUUUUUUUUAAACUCAAAUUAGGGCUAAGAGAUUUUAAAUUUUAAUGUAAUAUUUAGGUACUUUUAAGGUUAUUUUUCACCAAGUGAAUGAGUUAGAGUGUAGUUCGAUACAAAAAGCUGGGGAACUUCCAUUAAAAUUGUUUGAAUGGUGCAAAACACCCAGUUUAUAAGUGGUUAACCUACAUACAAGUUUAACUUUAAUUAUUAGGUUGCACAGACAUUGUGUGAUUUGUAAAUUAUGGUUACCUUGACCAGAGAUACGACAAAGUAAUUUAAGUUCUUUAUUCUGAGACAGUAUCUUACUUUAAGAAAUAAAUCUAAUUUAUUGCCGACAAAAAGAGAGAUUAUUAUAAGCCCUUAUUUUUAACUAGUAGACAAUGUGAUAGAUAGAUUUGGAUAAAGAAAUAACGUGUUGUGAAAAGAAACGUAUUGACAUAAAUUAGAUUUAAGAAAAUCAAUAAUUUGGUUUUGGUAUGACGUGAAGAAUAACACCUAAAUUAAUUAAUAAGGUAAUGCAUUUGUAAUUUUCUAUAAGUAAUGGUGAAAAAUUGUUAUUUAUUUUAUUAAUUAUUGGUGUUGACUGAUUUUAAUAAAUGAAAAUCUGAAACU